Aspergillus heteromorphus CBS 117.55 is the source of this 955-nucleotide messenger RNA. It is a transcript of the gene pin1, whose product is annotated as peptidylprolyl isomerase ESS1. Gene Ontology annotation, cellular component: nucleus; cytosol. Gene Ontology annotation, molecular function: protein binding; peptidyl-prolyl cis-trans isomerase activity. Bases 132 to 665 code for a protein of 177 amino acids. NCBI's taxonomy places the organism in Eukaryota, Fungi, Ascomycota, Eurotiomycetes, Eurotiales, Aspergillaceae. The transcript is spliced from 4 exons. The record is from RefSeq and is a predicted model, not a curated record.
CGCAACUCUAUAUACCCGCGGCAGCUUCCUCUCCUCUCUCCCUCCGGUCCAUUCUUUGGCCUCGCGCUACUGUCUAAAACCUCUAGACGUCUAUAAAUAUCAUAGAUAUAAAGAUACAUUCUCACAGCACCAUGGUAGAAACAGGUCUUCCGGCGGGAUGGGAGGUUCGCCACUCCAACUCCAAAAACCUCCCUUACUACUUCAACCCUGUGACCAAGGAGUCUCGCUGGGAGCCCCCCGCGGACACGGACACCGACAAGCUGAAGUUCUACAUGGCAAACUACCACAGCGGGCCCGCCGGACGCCCGGACGGAAACGGUCUUACUGAGGGGAAGAUUCGCUGCAGCCAUCUGCUCGUCAAGCACCGGGACAGUCGGCGGCCCAGCAGCUGGAGGGAGGCGGAGAUCACGCGGUCAAAGGAGGAGGCCAUCGAGAUCCUCCGGGGCCAUGAGGAGCGCAUCCAGGCGGGUGAAGCCAGUCUGGGAGACAUUGCCGUGUCGGAGUCCGAUUGCAGCAGCGCCAGGAAACGCGGCGAUCUGGGCUUCUUCGGGCGCAAUGAGAUGCAGAAAGAGUUUGAAGAUGCGGCCUUUGCCCUACAGCCGGGCCACGUGAGCGGCAUCGUGGAAACUGCUUCCGGUGUCCAUCUCAUUGAACGUGUUCAGUAAAUCUCACGAAUGGCAUAUCGAUUAUAAAUGUCCCUACAGUUGGAAGAACCCAUCAUAUCUAUAUACCUCGAUUCCGGCAGGAUUUCACAAUGCCAAGAUAGCGUUGAAUAAAUUCCAUGAUGUAGCUUACGUGAAUUCAUCACGAUGAAGGGAGCCUUCAACCAGGAAACAAGGCCGUAGGACCGUUCGACUGACAUGAUCUAGAUGCGAGGCAGCCAGCCCUAUCAUAUGUCUCUUGGCUGAUGCCUACUAUACGAAUGGUAACACCGCUACUCCAACAAAGAAAAGGU